Gossypium raimondii (Peruvian cotton) is the source of this 1973-nucleotide messenger RNA. Its product is annotated as protein EARLY FLOWERING 5. The transcript has 9 exons. Gene Ontology annotation, cellular component: spliceosomal complex. Gene Ontology annotation, biological process: mRNA cis splicing, via spliceosome. NCBI's taxonomy places the organism in Eukaryota, Viridiplantae, Streptophyta, Magnoliopsida, Malvales, Malvaceae. The coding region runs from base 112 to 1680 and encodes 522 amino acids. The record is from RefSeq and is a predicted model, not a curated record.
UUUUCUUUCCCCUAAUUUGAAAUCGGAAUAAUAACAAGCAGGAGGAGAAAGAAGCCCUAAAAGAUUUAAGAAAAUUUGUGAAGAAGACAGAGUUUCAAAGAGAAAUAGAAGAUGAAGACGACGAAAGGGGGCAAAGUUAUGAACCCUACGGAUGCCUACCGUAAGGAGCUUCGUAAGAAAGAACUUAAACGGAACAAGAAGGAAAGAAAGAAGGUGAGGGAGGUGGGGAUUUUGAAGAAGGAUCCUCAUGCAAUCAUGGAGCAGAUUGAGAAGUUAGAAGUGAUGAAGGCUGAAGGUGCAUUAGACAAAGCAAGAAAACACAAGAAGAGACAACUCGAAGACACACUUAAUCUUGUCUUAAAGAAGAGGAAGGAAUUCGAAGACAAAAUGAAGGAGAAGGGUGAGACCCCUGUUAUGUUCAGUCACUUGGGGCCUCCUCGCAGAAGGACAACUGCAGAAGAGGAAGAGAGAGCAAAGCAUCCUAAGCCUGAAGACUCUGUUUACUAUCACCCUACUCUGAAUCCCACUGGGGCUCCACCACCUGGAAAGCCACCCAUGUACAAAUCGUCAAUAGGACCUAGAAUUCCCUUGUCUGCUGCAUCAUCAAGUGCUGCCGCAUCAUCCUCACAGACAGAGUCAGAGGAUGUUCCUCUAGCUGUACCACCUCCACCUCCUUUGCCAGAUGCUGGUUCAAACUCUGGGGAUGGCACGGUUGUGCCUUUAUCUUUGCCUCUACCACCCCCACCUCCUGUGCCGUCCACGCCUGCCACAGCAAACUUGGGUAUUCCUUUGCCUCCACCACCUCCUGGUCCCCCACCUAAAGAGCAAGUUGCAGUUCGCCCUCCACUACCUCCACCUCCUCCCCUUCCACAGUCUGCACAGCCACUUCCACCUGGCACUAGUGGAAACAUGCCAGAUGACUCGACCUCCAAGGAGCUGGCUCAGGUGCCAACUGUACUCCCUCCCCCUCCUCCUGGAAUGCCCCCUAAAUUGGCUACUAAUCAAGGUGAAGGUGCUCCGUCAGAAGCUGAUACCAAUAACCAUACAGCAAUUUCUAAAAUGGUUCCACCACCUCCACCUCCUCCCAGACAACCUCCGGUGCCUGGACCUGCCAUGGUCCCAGCUUUACAGCCAGAUGUAUUACCCCCUGGAAUACCAGGUUUCCCUCCACCCCCGCUUCCAGAUAUGCGGGCAGCACUAUCUGCCAGUGGACUUCCUAGUCAAACUGCUCCUCCAGGAAUGAUGGUUCCACUUAUUCCAAAACCACCUUUAGGCCCUCCACCUGGACCUCCUCCAAUGAUGAGACCACCACUUCCGCCUGGUCCACCACCCGCCGCGCUGGAUGAUUAUAAUCUUGCAAACCGACCACCCUUACCACAGAAACCAUCAUAUGUUAAAUCUGCUGCAUCUACUGUUGUUAAGCGGCCACUGGCUCAGCACCAGCCGGAGCUUACGGCUAUGGUGCCUGCAUCUGUUCGAGUAAGGAGGGAGAUUACUGCCCCAAAAGCAAGGCCAAAGCCUUCACACUUAAUCAUGACAUCGACCACCAAGCCUGUAGCUACUACCAUUGUGAAGCCUGAAUCAGCUAGCACAUCAUCAGCUCCGAAGGCACAGAGUAUAGAUGACUCGUACACAGCAUUCCUCGAGGAUAUGAAGGCACUUGGUGCACUUGAUAGCUGAUAUUGCCAUAGCGAGAUUUCAAGGAAAAGUGGCUCCCAUGCAAUCUGAAUGAAGCAGAGGUAUAAGCUAAUUUUAUGGAUGUAUGGGUUUGGGGAUAAUUGUUAUUCUUUGGUCCAGUUUUUCCAUUUAGCUGUUUUAUGAUCAACUGAUUGCCGCAUUUUUCUGUUGGCAAACUUACAAACUUUCUCAGUUGAUGCGAUAGGUGUAAUGGAGGGCAAUUUUCCUCAAGUGAAUGAUAAAAUGUAUCUGCUCUGAUCAUCAUAUCAAUUUUACAUGCAUUUUGCGUUUGAAAA